CUCGGACUAGCCAGCAUACAGUAUCGAUCACUCCACGAUCCUGUUCGCUUUCCAGCUGGUCCGCUCGCCUGCCAUCACCCUGACGGCUGACCAGGAAAUAGUCCCUGCCAGAUCACACAACACACCUGGAUCGUCACAUAGCAGUGCGGGGAAUAUCUUAAAGGAAGUGAUUCGGACAUGUGUGUCGUUUUCAGGAGGACCAGCCUGGGAUCUGUUACGGUCUAUUGAUUGUAUGUUGUGUGGUGUAUGCUAGACAGGUAUUGACAACACUGAUUAAAGGUGCGUUCAUCAUACGUGCAGCAUGACGUCACUGCUUUGUUAUUCACAUAGGGUAGAAGUAUAGGAGACAUGAUUUCAUCCGACUGGGCGUUUUCAGGAGUCUGUGUAUAGGUACCAAGGUCGCCUGUUGUCAAGAAAACGGGACGUGUUAUUACGAGGCAGAGAAACUGUCGUCAAAUACCACCGGAGCUCUGAGUGGCUACAAUGAUCAACUCUGAUGGGUGGAUGCGUCGCUAGAUCCUCCUUCACGGUCACCGAUAAAACUGCGGCAGCUCAAGCAAUCAGGACGUACCCUGUCCUGUUCAGCAUGGAGGACGCUGAGGACGUGAUGAGAGAGGCGUCCCCGGGGACGUACCUGUUGUACAAGGACUUCCAGUCCGACCGCAUCUACCUGUCCGUCAGGCGGCACAACCAGGUUGUACAUCACCGCAUCCUUGAGAUAGAGCGCCUCUUCUACCUGGGACGACAACCCUACCCCUACCUCGACUCUAUCAUCUUCUACCACAUGAAGCACAAGCUGAAGGGGGUCAAGCUGAAGAAGCAGGCGUACCUCAGCGCACGUGUUGUCAAAGCAUUCACUACCAAGGUCAUGUCAAGCAACGGACAAAUGUUGGAUUAUAGAGACAAUUCCAACAACAAUAACAUCAAUCCUGGUUUUCAUGGCAACAACGGAAAUUGCUUCCAUUCCAUGCAAAGAAUGAAUGGACGAAUUUGGAAGUGUGGUUCAAUGGAUUCGCUGAUGACGUCAUCCUCGGGUGCCUCAUGGUGACAGUAGGUUGCUAUGGCAACUGAAACUUUCGUAAAUUCGCUUGAGGCAGCUUUAAGAAAUGACCAUGAUGUUCAGUAAUUACAAUACCGAUUGUGGAAGUGACAGUCCCAAGACGAUCUCAUUCUUCGCCACUUCACGUACCACCCUUCUCCUAAUGGAAGAUGGUUAAACAAUAUGGCUGCCUUCCGGUUUCGAGCCCCUUAUUGGACGCAAUUAAAUGUGAAUUGUGAUCAUAUUGUUUGAUCGCCCUCCCUGUGUGGAAACCAAACUGGUUCUUUUCGUAAAACAUUACCAAAUGAUGGGUGAGGUUUAACAUCCUGUAUGAUUUUAUAUCCGAACUGAUAAUGGCCAGCAGCCGGUUGCCAUGACGAGAGGUGUCAUGUUACCGCAGCAGGUGUCUCAUGUAUGUCUCUACCGUGACAAAAAUCGAUGAUGUCUUUUAUUAAAAUGAUUUGUUCCCGUAUCUGAAGCAGGAACAUCGUGUCAGUGCCUAAUGGCAGCGUCAAGGAUUUCAUUGGACUAGAACCUCGUUGCUGCUCGCCAAUAUAAAUGAUGCUUCCAAAAUGACGAAUGCCUUCCUUGAGGCACAGGAAAGUCAUGCUGUGAUUCAGUCCUUUACCAGUUAUUACAGGGCAUGUCUGGUUUAAGGAAAUAAGAAUAGUUUAUAAUUGCCAGGAUUGCAGGGGUGACACACACUAAAGGCGCCUCAAUUCAGAGUUGUCUCCCUUAGCGUGACAGAACCAGUUAUUGUAGUUCGAAUCCAAGACUUGCCCUGAUUAUGUUUCUAGGUUUGUCAGUACCAUACCCGUGGUCGUGGGUUUCAUCAAAGUAACUGCAUCGAGUCAGGAUGAAGCUUACACGCCUUGAUAUACCUGAAAUACUACUAAAUACAACGUUAAACCCAACUCACUCACUCACUCCAAGUCACUUAGACACCCAGUACGUAGCACUAUGGAGUGUCCACUAUAAGAAUUAUGUAUGCAUUAUAUAUGGCAUCUUCCCGAGGCAAAAGUCCAGUUUCCACCCUUGCCGUACUAGGCUGGAAUUCCUGGGCUCGACCGUAGCGCCACCAGUGGUCAUUACGUGUUAUGUCACCUCUAAGCCUCUCCUAUA
This is a messenger RNA of Haliotis rufescens (red abalone), 2161 nucleotides long. RefSeq lists its product as uncharacterized. The transcript has 4 exons. NCBI's taxonomy places the organism in Eukaryota, Metazoa, Mollusca, Gastropoda, Lepetellida, Haliotidae. The record is from RefSeq and is a predicted model, not a curated record. The coding region runs from base 497 to 1048 and encodes 183 amino acids.